Messenger RNA from Lactuca sativa (garden lettuce), 738 nucleotides. RefSeq names its product transcription factor IBH1. Gene Ontology annotation, biological process: regulation of DNA-templated transcription. NCBI's taxonomy places the organism in Eukaryota, Viridiplantae, Streptophyta, Magnoliopsida, Asterales, Asteraceae. The record is from RefSeq and is a predicted model, not a curated record.
UUCACAUCCCAUUUUCAAGUCUCUUUUUAUCUCUUCACACGUUUGCUCGUCUCAAGCACAUCUCUCCCUCUCUUUGACGAAGACUCGGAGUUCAGUUUUUUUGAGGACCCCUUUGUGUCAGAAACACGAUCUGUCAUCCCCAAAUUUACUCUUUUUCAGAAACCCUAUUUCAAGAUCCAUUAUUCAUCCCCAUCAUGUCAUCAUCUCAACAACCCACAUCUAUAAACCCUACCUAUCUCAAGAGCCAGUUUGCGCGUCGAUUUGUUCGAGCUCUAAACAACCUAAAGAACCAAAAAGGAUCUGCUCAUGAUAACCAGAUGCGUCGCAAAUCUGGUCGUGUCAAAAUCGCAGCGUAUAAAGCUAUGGCGUCUGUCGUUGGAUCAAGAAGAGCAUGGAGCCGUGCCGUUUUAUCCAAGAUCAAAAACCGACCACGAAACCAGGAGUUAUUGCGAAGUAAUAGAAAGCGGGCUGAGCAUAGAAUCAUGACUAAUCUUCAUCAUCGUCACCAUGCAAAGGUGUCUAUAAAGAGAAGAAACCCUAACCCUGAAAGAGACGAGGUCUAUUUUAAUCCAUUUAAGUAUUCAGGUCAGGAAUCGAAGCUCAGAAAAUUGGUUCCUGGUGCUGGAAGCAUGGAUUCAUGGUGUUUGGUGGAUGAAACUGCUGAUUACAUAAAAUGUCUUGCUGCACAGGUAGACGUCAUGCAAACCCUUGUGGAUCUGUACACUGCCACUUGAAUAU